Messenger RNA from Esox lucius (northern pike), 7769 nucleotides. RefSeq lists its product as uncharacterized. The record is from RefSeq and is a predicted model, not a curated record. The transcript has 5 exons. Lineage: Eukaryota; Metazoa; Chordata; Actinopteri; Esociformes; Esocidae. The coding region runs from base 202 to 2862 and encodes 886 amino acids.
GGGUGCUUGGGUUGUCGUACCAUAUUGCUCUGAAAUAGAAAGUCUGCUUCAUACCACGGUCCUUUACAGUCCGUCGGACCUGUUUGAUUACACUGGACAUCGGAGGGACAGACUGACAGGCUGACCGUACCAACUGUUCCAGGGCGAAGCACCACUCCCCGUUAACAAAGCCUGCCAAUCCAGACUCGUCUCAGUCUCACCAUGGCAACGGUGGAGCUGGUGGCCAAGCGGCGGUGUUCAGCCAACUCGCUAGAUGAGUGGGCUGGUGAGUUUUGGACAGAGGGUGAGUUGAACACCACCCAGGGCCGAGAACCUCGCCCCCCUCCCCCGGCUCUGCUCAAACAUGGCCCCAUAGCUCCUGGAGACUCAAAACCUGGUCUUCAAUUGACUUUCUCAAGUGUGGACAUCACAGACACAACAAGCGAAAUGGCAGAAGUGGUUCCUAAAAUCGAACAAGUGGCUCGAUCUGGAGUGAGUCGGGUGUUUAUAAGGAAAAUCCAGACGGGUGAUGUUGUAAUGGAACGGGAACUUGAAAUGAUAGAAGACGACGAUCCACGUGAAAAAGUGAGAUAUCCUGCUAUUCUUCCACUGCCCCAUGCCUGCACUGACCUGCCAAUGGCACCAGGGGGCGAUCUGGAGAUGGAGCUCAAGCCAGCAUCUGCAUAUAAAGAAGAGGAAAGCGUUGGCCGUAGUGAUGACGGUCAGACGGAGGUCUCUCACCGUGUAGGGUACGACCCGGCAACAUCUGAUAACCUGGGGAGUAAGCAGUUGAAGCCAAAGCCUCUCCUGGAUGACAGCCACUGGGUGAAAACAAUAGCCAAAAAUCCCAACCAUGGCACUGUAGCCAGGCCUACGAACCACUCUCCACUCAAAAUAGACAGUUUAGAUUACAUAAUCCCCACUACUUCCCAGGAGGACAUUCAACCAUCUUUUGCCAGUGGAGGCGAAAAUAACCAGAGUGUGGACUCCAAGCCUUUGGAUAUCAACUCAGCACGGAGGCAGUGGGUUAGGCUGGACAGUACCAGCAGCAAGCCCCCUCUGCCUCAGUCGGAGCAACCCAAAAACACCUCCCGGAGCUCCUCGCCCGGCCACCUAGAAGACCUGGCCCAGGCUGUAGUUACAUCAAAUGAACUGCAGGGGGAGCUGUUACAGAGGGCCACUGCUACCGCACGGCAGCCAAGAAAACAGGAAGUUAGAGCACAACAGGUGUUCAAGGGAGCAACUCCCACUCGAUCCCUGACGACAGUCACCAAGGAGCCAGCCAAUCAGGUUGAGGGAGGACUCCCAGGCUCUGGCUGUGUUGUAGAGGAGCAGGCGGGGGGUGAAAACAGGCAAACAGGUGGAGAGAGAGAGCAGAGAGCGAGCCGACUCGGAGGUGCAGCUGGCGAGGCAGGGAGAAAGAAAGAACAGGGCGUGAAGGGUUUUAAAAGAGCACCAGAGGAACAGACCAAGGCAAAGAAGGCAACCCCUGGUGUGAAAUCCCAAGGCGGUCACCACAAAACCUCUGGAAUGGAGUUGGGAGGGGACAUGUUUGAUGACAACCAGAGUGACAGUGGCGUGUCUGCCGACUUCUCCCCCGGCAGCACCGGGGAAUUCCGCGCCACCACGCCUGACAGCCUCACAACGCCAACCCCCCCCCCGGCCAACGAAACCCCGAUUGAGAAGGAGAUCCGUCGGGCCCUGGAGCGAGAACAGUCCCUGAGAAAGUCCCGGGGCCUCCACGUCAAACCGCCCACCCAUGAGUACGUGGACGUCCCUCUGAAGACAUCCGUCUUGACUCAGACUCUGCCCUCCAGGUCGGACAGGAGCCAGGUCAGAAAGGAGCGUCAGUUUGCAGGGAAGAUAAUGCAGAGGGAGAUUAACGUGGAGACGCAGAGAGAGGAGGUCCUGGUCCAGCUCGGUAAAGUCAGAGGAUCUUAUUACAAGGGCACGGUGCGCCAGCUCAAGGAGAGGAAGAAGCUGUUCGAAGUUUUCCAGGAUCCCGAGGAUGUGUCCUUGACGUUGUCCCAGUAUGGCAGUGCCCCCUCCUGGGCUUCGGCGAGCGACCUCUCCGUCCGGGACAUCCAGAGGGAUGACACUUCGUCCGUGUCCGAUAUCAGAGGCUCUUAUGGGGAGAGAAGGCACAGCCUCGCUGUGAUGAGCCAGAGCCCCUCUGGGACACCCAAAGGCUUCCCCUACACCACUCCGGGGACCCCAGUCCCCAGGGGCCCUACUCUCUCAGAGAGCACCGGGGGUCAGAUCAUCAUCCUGGAGAGCCACAGUCACCUGGUUCUCCCUGCCCCGGCCCACCAGCACCCCCCCAUCAAACUGCUCAGAGGCUCCCGCGGCGUAGAGGAGAGGAAGGGGUCUUGGAGGGAUGACGACGGAGCGAAGACGGGGGAAGAGGACGAGGAGGAUGCGCCGAAGGAGAAUCCUUUCUUCAAGCUGCGCUCGUCGUCCGCAUCUCAGGACAAGGUGGAGCAGGAUAUCCGAGAGGCGAGGGAGAGGGAAAUGGAGCUUCGGAGGCAACGGAGUAGCUUGUAUGGUGGUGGAGUGGGGGGGGUAGGGGGCGGUGGGGGUCCGACCAGCGGAGAAGGGCAGGAUGCCGCCCGUUAUCCUUCUCCACCUCUGUCGCAGAACAAUGGAUUGGCCUCCGCGGACCUACCAGUGACCCCUCACUCACGAAGAGCCUCAGCAACACAGACAGGUCGACAGUCUCUUGGGAAGCUGGGCUUGUGGCCUCCACCCCAGACGGAUGAUAGUUUGGACGGCCAGUCUGAGGGCCUCCAGAGUCCUCACACUCCCAGGCUGAAGACUCCCCUGCUGCAGCGCUGGGAGUCGGGCAUGGUCAUGAACGGCACUGGAGCGGAGGAGGAAGACUGACAUGGCCCUCGAUCAGUUCGUCCUUGUAGAUCACAAUCGAUAAUAUUCCAUGGACAGCGAAGACCUGAUUCUAAAUCGGCACUCCUGGUCGCGGACACUUCACGAGCACGGGCGCUGAUCUACGGCUGAACGCCCAGGGAAAGGACACCGGGAAGAAUCGCAGCGGUGAAAUGGAGAAUUAGAAGUCAAGGAAAUCUGAAAUUGCACUGUUUGAAUAUCAGGACUUUGGAACUGAACUGUAUGUGUCGUGAGAGUAGCUGCCCAGUAUGAGAGCUUUUGGUCCCUUACAGUAAUUUGAAUGUGUUUUUCCCCAGAUGAUAAGAACUAAAUUAUCUACGGAAUGUUUAUGAGGCAGGAGGUUGUUGUUUUCCAUGUGCCAGUAUAGAUGUUAUAUGUGUGUGUGUUUAUAUAUUAUCCCAAGUUUCUGUUAACUCUAGCUAAGCCUUGUAUAUGUAAGGUGACGAGAAUGCUCUCACAUACAGGCAAAGAGUUUGCAUCCUUUUGUAGUGAAUAGCAUUGUAGUGUAACUGAACUCAUCUCAACCAAAUCAGGGUGGUCAACUCCUUAGUAAAAAAAAGAACAUCAGAUAUGACGCUAAUAAUAUCUCUGCCACAAGUGCCACACAACUCCUUCUACUUUUUUGCUUGUGUCUGAUCAGGGACUGUGUUAAGGGCUCAAUCCGAUCUGACCCUAAUUACAGCACACUGCAGAUCUUUAUCCCAAGGUCGCUGGGUAAUCAUUGCUAUGUUGGGUCCUAAGGAAUUCCAGCCUUGGAGCAAUUAGCUACACCAUACAGUAGCAAUGCCACGAGGAGCCGCUGUUAUAACAGGGCUGAUCACAACUUGUCACAGGGCAACUAGGGAGCCUUGCCCAGUUUCGGCUUUUGGUUUGGCGUGUGACCAUUUUGCCCUAACACGGGCCGUAAGGUUCGGCGUCAGAAUACAGUCAGUGAUUCUGUCAAUGAGUGACAAUCCGGUCAUAUCAAUUCAGAGCCGCCAAACUAUUCCACGCACCUUGGCCUUUGUGGGUUGAUGUGUCAAAACAAUGAGUGAGCUGUAAACUAGGUCACCAUGGCGACCGGGAUUAGUGUCGGCGGUUUUUCCAUGACUUUGUGCCAACCAGGGUUAGUGUUAAUGUUUUCCAAAAUACAGGGAAAACAUUAUUUGGCCCUUUGUUUGAAUUGGGCCAAAAAAAACAACAACUCAUGGAUUUCUCAGUGUCUCUUGCUGCCUCAAUCUUAGUCCUGUGGACGGUCUUCAGCGAGUCAUCUUUAACUUCAGCUCCUCCCAGGAAACAGGAUGUUGGAACUGUGCUCAGGCGUUGCGCGUUAAGUUAGCGACCUUCCCAUUUCCUGCACAGUGCAAGUGGGCAGAGGGGUUGAAAAGGAGCCGAGGUGCUAGCAAGAAUUUGACCAGCGGAAACUCUUGUUCCAGUUGGCACCGUGUACCGUUCGUACCGUUUGUAUCAGAAGUGGCGGAAUGAAUGCACCCCGGAUCCAGCUCCCGAUCUCCUCUGAAUAAUUCAACGUUUAUUCCGUCUGGACGCAGCCCAGUGAUGCCGACAAACAUUACGGGCUGUGUCGCUGGUGUUGCCAGAGCAACGCCGGCUGAUGUUGCUCCAGUGUGACGGCGUGACACACUGUUCCCUGGUGCCAUCAUCUGGAAGAUGAGGGAUGUGUGGAGCGCACGUUUUAUCUGUGGAAGAUGCCCGAGUUAUGUGGAACAUCUACCAGCUGUCGAAGUGGUACCUGCCUUACAGAACUUCAGCACUGUGGAGAAAUCAAACGUACCUCAUCACACAUUUUAAUUAUGAAACCAGGUCUGUGUGAGAGUGAAACAUCUAGAACUUCAAUGGCUAGCUGAUUGACUGAGGCGUCGUCUGAAAGAUAUUUGGUCUUAAAACAUAUGGUGUAGCUUGGACUGUUGCACAAGUACAGCUGAGCAACGGGUUCGAAUUCAGCCCGAUGUUCUUUCAACUGACUCCUCUAUCUUUCCCAAGGAUGUCUGUUACAAAUAAAGCAAAGACGAUGACUUGAAACAUACCUUACAAUGACGAGUGAAUAAUGACAUCUAUAAAAUUGUGGAAGAUUGAAUUAACAGUGGAUUUUUUUAGGCAACAAAAUAGUCAGAAAUGUGUUCAGGUGAACUGUUCCUUUAAUAAUGUGCUAAUCAAAGCAGCUUUGCAAAACCUGAAUUUUACCUUGACAAAUCCUUCAUUGUCUUGUCUUAGAAGGGGGAAACAUUCUUCCAUGCCUGAAUGCACCGCGUUGUGUGUCACAGUGUUUCGCGGAUUAGCAGGCCUAUUGUAUUGGGUCUUUGUGGCAUGGACAAAAACAAUCAGAGGUGUGUCUUUGUGUGUGUGUGUUUGAAGUGUACUAACACAGCAGGAAACAUUAGAACACUGCCAGCUGAAAACAGUGUUCACUGGAAGGCCAAGGAGGCUUUUGGGUUUUCCUCCCCUGGUCGUUUACAAGGAGUCAUGCAAAACAGUGAUACCCAAAUGAGACUCACUGCCUUCUAAGGCUGGGUUCUGUUUUGUUAUCACACGGAAGUCUACCGUGACCAGGUAUGUUCAUAUAAACAAUCUAGGUAGGUGUAAGUGUAUGUACCACAGAGGCUAGCCACAUAGCACUGAAUAGCACCCAACAUAGCAACCUACACAUCACUGUAUAGCACCCAGCAUAGCAACCUACACAUCACUGUAUAGCACCCAACAGAGCAACCUACACAUCACUGCAUAGCACCCAACAGAGCAACCUACACAUCACUGUAUAGCACCCAGCAUAGCAACCUACACAUCACUGUAUAGCACCCAACAGAGCAACCUACACAUCACUGUAUAGCACCCUACAGAGCAACCUACACAUCACUGUAUAGCACCCAACAUAGCAACCUACACAUCACUGUAUAGCACCCAACAUAGCAACCUACACAUCACUGUAUAGCACCCAACAUAGCAACCUACACAUCACUGUAUAGCACCCAACAUAGCAACCUACACAUCACUGUAUAGCACCCAACAUAGCAACCUACACAUCACUGUAUAGCACCCAGCAUAGCAACCUACACAUCACUGUAUAGCACCCAGCAUAGCAACCUACACAUCACUGUAUAGCACCCAACAGAGCAACCUACACAUCACUGUAUAGCACCCAACAGAGCAACCUACACAUCACUGUAUAGCACCCAACAUAGCAACCUACACAUCACUGUAUAGCACCCAACAUAGCAACCUACACAUCACUGUAUAGCACCCAACAUAGCAACCUACACAUCACUGUAUAGCACCCAGCAUAGCAACCUACACAUCACUGUAUAGCACCCAACAGAGCAACCUACACAUCACUGUAUAGCACCCAACAGAGCAUCCUACACAUCACUGUAUAGCACCCAACAGAGCAACCUACACAUCACUGUAUAGCACCCAGCAUAGCAACCACUGUAGAGUGCCAUGUUUCAGUGCUCAUUCUCUGUGGUCACUAGAGAUCCCGUGACACUGAUCAUAAGAGUUGAAAUGUUAUCCCUGAUGUUCUGUUUAAAUGUUCAAUCUGGCCCUCUUUUUGUCAUGGCAACCCCCAAAUUCAUUUGAUCAGGUCUAACUGCACGAUGCCAUCAGAAGCCCCAUUAAGGGCAGUAUAUGAUGGCAAGGUCAGAGUUCAAGGGGACCCUGUUCAUUUCCUUAAUAGGUACAGAGCUUUGCAAUGUUCAAUAUGUUUUCUAAGAAAAGCAACAGAUUGCCAGGUUGUUAUUAUUGUAUUACAGGAGAUUGUGUGAUUCACUGCCAUUUAAUAUGUAUUUUGUCCUUUGUUUGCGGAACAUCCAACAUGAGGAUAUAAUAGGGCUGCUCAAGGCUAGAAAAACACUUCCCGCCUUCAGAGCAGCAACUAUAAUUAAACCUGUUCAAGGUUAAAACGAAUGGCAAACAAAUGUAAUGGGCUGCUCUAUUUGUAUUCUGUGUGUUCGGGGUUGGCAAGAACAGACCCCACCGUCAUUUUAUUUUCAAAUAAAACAUUUUUUUUUGGGGGGGGGGUGCUCAUCUUGCAGUGUAGAGAUGACAUUUGAAAGUUAUUAUAAUGACACCCCCCCCCCCCGACCAUCCGUCCUGACAACAACAGGCCCGGAGCUGAAUCUAGUUACCUACCCAGCUUCACGUUCUAUUCAUUUUAAAUAUAGGUUUACCUCCUACCGUACAUGUGUAUUCAGGUUUUAUUUUACGGGCCCCGGAGAAGCUGCUGGUUAAGGACAUGUUUAAUUGGUAUCUUACAAUCCUAAAUCCUAAUCUCGGUCCUCCCCCGCCAACUAAAACAAACCUUAGCGUGCUGUAGUUACUACAUGUUGCUCCGAAUAAGAGUGUCAGCUACAUGUACGGUAUCUGUGGCUGCGAGGCACGGGCUUACUGUAGCCAUGUUGAAUGGGAGACUGGCACUCCCGGAGUGGGUGAGUCGCCUCUGUUGUUUGGCGAACUUGGAAAACAGAUGAAUGAACACACAGCUGCCCGAACGCGAAACAUAGCUGAAGAGGAACAGGCAAACUGUUUUAACACAUCUGAGCCAAGCUAUACCGAGUCGGCCUGGUUACAAAAUUCCCCUAGUUUCUGAAACUGCACUAUAAAGGGUUGUGUGAAGAUGAAACCCAAGCCAGUGCAGUGCAGUGUGAUGCAGAACUAUCAGCAUUGACCCUGAAAAGACUUCCAGCACAGCGUCUGACAGAAAUCUGUUCAUCCACACUCCGGAAGGUUAAGGCGAGCAGCUGCCGUGUUUAUUUCAAACAACUCAAAUAAAGCGUGAUUUCAUGGAACAACUUAUCACCUAUGGCAUAAUCAGGUCUAACUUCCUCACAUACUCCUGGCCAGUAGGCCUCUGAUUUAUCAUCUGUAAUAAAACCCAUAAACAAGUAUCAGUUACACAA